CUGCCGGCAUGUCUUUAUGAACAAUGACAACAAUAUUCUUUUCCUGCAUUGAUUCAGAAGAAAUUGAUCCACAAGAAUCUCCUUUUCAGCCUAGAGAUGGGCAAAACAUACCUUUGUUUGGGAAACCAAAAGAAAUCGGUCAUUUUUCAAUAGAUGCCAGACGAAAAAUUCAUUUCGAUAAAAGUCAAAUGAAAUAUUUGAUACCGCUUUUGAAAAUGCGAGGUUUAUAUCUUGAUUUAAAUGUGAACUUUUCAACUGAUGUGUCCCAUAACUAUGUGGCUAUUAGCAAAAUGUACCAAACUUUAUACUGGUUGAAACACCAUAAACAUGUGUUAAAACCAAGAUUAACAGAAACAUCCAUGAAUGCGUCUAAUAUAGAUUUUGUAACAGGCAGAGGAACAUUGGCUUUAAUUAGUUGCACUCCAUACAUAAAAGAAUGUUUCCGAAAUCAAUGGGAAGUAUGUGCAUCAAAAUAUAAUGGCAUAAUUUAUUUUGCACUUAUCGAUUCCGAUACUGAUAUAGCUGAAAAUGAGAAUGCAUCAGAGCAACAGCAGAGGUUCCAAUCUUGGGGGUACAAAUUUGAACAGUACAUUACAACAGACCAUAUUGAUGGAGACCCAGAUUUGUCCUCAACAACACAUCAAUUAGAAGAAUAUUGUGUUAUAUUGAAAAGUGUUUUAAAUAAACAUAAUUUACUAUAUAAGGCUGAAAUGGAUGCUGUUAUACCUUAUCGAAAGAUUAUUGAUGGUAAUGGUGAUACCUCCUGUUACACUGAAAUAAAAACAAGUAGAAUUAGAACAACAGCAGUUGGCGAAUAUCAUUUUCAUAAAUACAAAACAAUUCUGUGGUGGGCUCAAUCAUUUUUUGCUGGAAUUUCAGAAGUUGUAUGUGGGAAUAGAACAAAUCAUGGUAUUGUUAAAUCAAUUGAUGUAUAUCGAGUCAGUUCCUUUCCAGAAGAAGCUGGGGGCUUAUGGUCUCCAGAUGUCUGCUUAAACUUCUGUGAUAAAUUUUUGACCUAUCUUAAAAGAAUUGUGAUUGAAGAUGAUUAUAAUGUUGUUUACAAAUUGAGUUACAAAUCGGGAGAUAUUAUAUAUUGUUCGAAACUAGUCAAUCCGGAAAAUAGAUAUAAAAUUAUUCCCGACUGGUAUGUAAAGGCAGAGGAAGAAUGAUACAUGUUAUUUGUAUAUGGAGCUUCUAGAAGAGCAUACAUCAUUUGAAGAUACCUAAAAAGUUUUUACAUUGUAUGACUAUACUGUAUAUCAGUACUCAGAUGUUUAUUUUAUAAUAAGAUUUUAUUCUGUUAAUAAAAUAUAAG
This is a messenger RNA of Argiope bruennichi, 1315 nucleotides long. Its product is annotated as decapping and exoribonuclease protein-like. Gene Ontology annotation, biological process: NAD-cap decapping; nuclear-transcribed mRNA catabolic process. Gene Ontology annotation, molecular function: mRNA 5'-diphosphatase activity. The record is from RefSeq and is a predicted model, not a curated record. The transcript has 7 exons. Bases 24 to 1169 code for a protein of 381 amino acids. Lineage: Eukaryota; Metazoa; Arthropoda; Arachnida; Araneae; Araneidae. Gene Ontology annotation, cellular component: nucleus; cytosol.